Molecule: messenger RNA, 837 nt
Organism: Penicillium cataractarum
Lineage: Eukaryota; Fungi; Ascomycota; Eurotiomycetes; Eurotiales; Aspergillaceae
Exons: 3
Coding region: 1-837 (278 amino acids)
Source: RefSeq, a predicted model, not a curated record
AUGUCACUCGAAACCCUCACAAACGCGCUACGACACAUCCGCCUCCCCCACUCCCAACAAGAACGACUAAACCUCGCCCUCGGCACGGCCGCCGUAAUAGGCAGCGCAAUUCUCCUACCUGCCGCGUAUCGCGACUACCGCAUCUUCAAGAGCUAUGGUCCCGGCGGGGUCCCGAAUAACUUGCUGGGGUGGAUGACGGUGCGCGCGCUGUUUCAGCCGUUUGGGAGCGAGAUGUUUAGCACGGAGAUCUAUUUGCGCCGGAUUGAUGCGGCCGAGGGUCAUGGGAGGGGUGACGAGGGGUAUUUGACACUAUCGAGUGAACGGUUGGAAUCGAGGAAGGAGGAGGGGAGACCCGAGAUUGGACCACAUGUUGUGCCGCAGCGACAGUUGACGCAGAUUCCCGACGAGGAUGUUAUGGAGAAAUUCGACUCAAAAUUUACCUCGUUCGGUUUGCGCAAUCACCAUCUAGUCAAAUUCCAGCAGUCCAAUCUUGAAGGACAUGCAGAUGCGCUGUUCUUGGCCGAUCACCUCCCCAUCACGGAUCUGGCGACGACGAUGCAGGGUGAAAUUACGCAUAUACACAGUGGAAGUGAUUACUCGCUUCACGUGGUUUUGGCACCGGCAGAUUGCAAGAAAGUCAUUGAUGCAGGCUGGGGUCAGCGCCAUGCUUUCUCCGGUACAUCCGCCAUGACAUUCCUCAGUCUGGGUACUAUACCCGACAUUCCCUCUGAAUAUCUCCUGAUCUAUGCGCCGCGCAACGAUGCCGAAAUCGAGAUUGUGAUGGAGAUUAUUUCAGCCGCUGUCAAGUUUAUGACGGGACGGGAGGACGUUCGGUAA